UUUUCUGCGAACCUGAUCGACUAGAGGUCUUUUGUACUUGUGCUUGGUACAUUAUAUAGAGACAUAACUUUUAUUCGUCACCUCACACAACUUUUAUCCAGAUUUGCACUCUUUGUUCCUGUAUGUUGUGUCCAAUUAGGUUUAGCGUAAUUGCCCCGCAGUUGCAUUUUCCCGCAAUACACGCGCGUUUGCGCUUCUUUUACCCGCCGGAUCCAGAGAAAAAGAAAAUUCAUAACUUUUUUUUUUCUCAACCACCGAGCACCGAAUACCACACCACACCAACACAGCAUAUCACCAUGCCACCAAAAGCUGCACCCCGUAGAGGGGCAGCAAGCGCAUCCUCCUCAACGCGCCCACAAACAGAAAAUCCAAAUCCAUCCGCACCAAAUGCCUCACGACCAACCCCCGCCCCGAGUGCGGGCAGAACAGCCGCCGGCGCAGCACCCCGCGCACCCGUCCAACGCUUGCAAACCCUCAACAAACGCACCCCAACAGGCAGCAUAGCCCCCGCCGCCCGAACCUCCGCAACGCCCGGCCCCAGCGGCGCCCCGGGCGAGCCCGCGAAACCAACAUUAAAAUACAAGCCGCGCGCCGUCGGCCGCCGAAGCAAAGAAGAGCGCGAGGCGAUUGAGAAACUCGAAGCGGAGCGGCACCGCGAGAGACUUAAGGAAGCUGCUGCUAUCCAGCGCGGACGGGGAGGUUCGCGCGGGGGACCGUUUGGGCGCGGACGAGGCGGUGGUGUUGGUGGUGCGGGGGUUGGGGGGCCGUUGGGGGCUGGGACUGGUGGUGGGGGUGGGAGACGGGGUAGGGGAGGACGGUUUGGGGGUGAUGGGGGGAGGGGAGAUUCGCGGGCAUCGUCGAUGGGGCAUCGGAGUCGGACGAGGUCUGUUAUUGAUAUUGGGAGUGCGGCGGCGAGUCGGGAUGUGUCGUCUGAUGAGAGUGAUUCGGGGAAUUUGGUCGAUAUUGAUCAGAUUAACCUUGAUAGUGAUGAGGAAGGGUUUGUUCCUGAUGAGGAGCCGAAGAAGGGGAAGGGGAAGAUGGCGAUGGCGGAUGAUGCCGAUGAGAGGGGGCUGCGGCCGAUUCGGGUGGAAAGACAUGAGCAUGCGGAGCGGGUUGUCAGUGUGAACAUGGAGUCUAGCUCGGGCAAAUCGGCAGAGCUAAGGGAGCAGGCUAAGGCCAAGACUGAGGAUGAUGAUGAUGAUGAUGCCCUGUUUGUGCCGCAGGAGGACCAAGUGGAAGAGGUGCGCGUGAAGGAGGAGCCUACGGACGAGGGCGACCAGGUUAUGAAGGAUGUCCCUACCACCGCGGCAGAUGAUACAGCUGCGGAUGUGGAUGAUGAAUUCCUUCCAGCGCAAAAGGUCAAGGUACGACGGAACUUGAGCAAGGAACCGACGAGCAAAGAGGCGACACCGGCACCGGCGCCGACGCCAGCACCCACCAAGGACCCGAAGAGUUUGCUACGGACUAAGGAGGAUAUUGAGGAAUACGAGCGCCAUGAGCAGGAUCUAGUGGCGAUCAAGGAUCUGCUGAUCACGGAGCCCAAAUCGCCCAAGGAGAAGGAGCCUCAGCCGGAAGAACCUACCACUGUGGAGGGCGAGGGCGAUAAGCCUGAGACCGCGGCGGAAGAAAAAGAGGGAGAGGAAGAGAAGCCAGAGGAAGAGGAGAUCGACGACAAACUUUCUGGGCAGCUAUUCCUCGUCCAGUUCCCACCUAUGACGCCGAACCUUGUCGUUCCCUCUGCUACCGACGGUGAAGGCGAAGCGCCCACCGAACCCACCACCACCAACCCCGAACCUCAACCAACCGAACCCACCGUCAAACACGAAGACACCAACGACCCCGAACUCAUCACCGACACCACCAUCCAACACCCCAAACUCGUCACCGCCAGCGACCAACAACUCCCCGCUGGCCGCGUGGGCAAACUCAAUGUCCACGCAUCCGGCAAAGUGACACUGGACUGGGGCGGAAUAAGCUUCGAACUGGACAAAGCCACAGACGUAGACUUCUUGCAGGAGGCGCUGAUCUUGUCAACCCCGCCAACUCAGGCGGGGAUGACGGCGGAGGAGAUCAAGGCGUCGGAAGAGGAGGAGAAGAGAGUUUGGGCGAUGGGGCAGUUGAGUGGGAAGUUUACGGUGACGCCGGAUUGGGCGAAGAUACUGUGAUUGCAUACUUGUACAUAGAACAGCAUAAAUCAGGUGGUUUGAUGUUGCAUGAUCACGAAUGCCGGUGUGUUCUGUAUGUGCGAAGAAGCAGGGACCUGAUAUGUCACCUGUUGGUGACGCGGUUUCAGUAUGUCGGACUUGUAUACCGCAUACUUGUAGU
Messenger RNA from Aspergillus glaucus CBS 516.65, 2325 nucleotides. Its product is annotated as putative DNA-directed RNA polymerase III RPC4. Bases 123 to 2165 code for a protein of 680 amino acids. Gene Ontology annotation, cellular component: RNA polymerase III complex. Gene Ontology annotation, biological process: transcription by RNA polymerase III. Gene Ontology annotation, molecular function: DNA binding. The transcript is spliced from 2 exons. The record is from RefSeq and is a predicted model, not a curated record. Lineage: Eukaryota; Fungi; Ascomycota; Eurotiomycetes; Eurotiales; Aspergillaceae.